Messenger RNA from Kickxella alabastrina, 967 nucleotides. RefSeq lists its product as uncharacterized. Bases 78 to 881 code for a protein of 267 amino acids. The record is from RefSeq and is a predicted model, not a curated record. The transcript has 6 exons. NCBI's taxonomy places the organism in Eukaryota, Fungi, Kickxellomycota, Kickxellomycetes, Kickxellales, Kickxellaceae.
UUUCAUUCUAUUAAUCCUUAUUUAACAUUUUAUUAUAUUUUUAUUUAUUUAAUUUAAUCUACACACUUUCUUAGCAAAUGUCAAUACACAAUGUAGCUGGCGCACGCGUUGCCAAUAUUAACAACACCCAGGAAAUAUUAAAAAACUGGGCAACAGCCGACAUCAAUGGUCUAUCCUGUAUUAUCCACUCUAUAUGUCGCAUUCUCACCUUUCACGAAUCAAUUAUCAGCCAUCAAAGCGAGGCAUCACUGCGAGUGUUGUUCUGGUUUACUCUGGCUUCUGAACUUCUGUGUUCAUUGUUUAUCACCGUUUUGUUGGAAAAAUUGCAAGUAGCCAGGCGCAUCCAGAUGUUGUACGAGUGCAUUGCCCUGUCUGCGAGCCUUAUCGUUUCGCAUCCGGUUUUGUACAUGUACAAUAGCGUGCGUUUUUUUGAUGGCAUGCCCUUUCUUUACCAGCCAACGGUUUGGAUUAGUGUUGAAAAAAUCCACGCACCCGCUUCGACUCAGCGAAGCCACAGCUGGGAUGAAAUAAUACUCCCACGGGCCAAAGACAAGAUACAGCAGGAGGAGACGCGCCGGAUCACUCUGCGGAUAGCUUUUUUGCAGCUUGGCGCCAAGGAAUUCCCGUGGACUUACGGGUUGGCUAUUGUGAUGCCUAGCACGCAGGGGUUGCUUUGCUUGGCAUUGCUUGUUGUGACGCCCGCUUUUGACGAACCAAGGGCGAGGUUUGCUGCGUACACUCGUCGGAGAAUAGGCAAAAACGAGUUAGUGAGUGAGAUGCGCCUAGAUUUUGCAAAGCUCAAUCUCUCAACUAUCAAUUUAUCGCCGUAUCACUCUCGAGAUAGCAGCAUUUAUGUUGCUACAAAACAAUUUGAACGCUAAUAUGUUUCCUUUGGUUUUUUUGUAAUAUAGUCUUAACUUUUCAGUUUUAUUUUCAUAUUUGCUAUAAUCUUUUAGCAAUGUUUUCA